Molecule: messenger RNA, 985 nt
Organism: Camponotus floridanus (Florida carpenter ant)
Lineage: Eukaryota; Metazoa; Arthropoda; Insecta; Hymenoptera; Formicidae
Gene: Hus1-like
Product: checkpoint protein HUS1
Exons: 3
Coding region: 137-961 (274 amino acids)
Biological process (GO): meiotic DNA integrity checkpoint signaling; nucleotide-excision repair; telomere maintenance
Cellular component (GO): site of double-strand break; nucleolus; checkpoint clamp complex
Source: RefSeq, a predicted model, not a curated record
UAAAAUUAAUAAAUCUCACGUUACUUAUAUUGACUUAUAUGCGUAAUCUAUAAAAUUUUCGUGCCAAUUUCAUAUUUCAUUUAACAGUUUAAUAUUUGCAACAAGUGUCAACAAUAAAUAUAGUAUUUAAAUAAAAAUGAAAUUCAGAUGCAGAAUGGUGGAUCCAAACAUUAUGCGAGAUUUUACAAGCAUUGUCAACACCAUAUCCCGAAUAACGAAAUAUUGUGUUCUGAGAUUGACACCAGACGAGUUAUGCUUCAAUAUCGGCGACGAACGAAUACCUGUACUUUGGGCUGUACUUUCUCAGCAAUAUCUUUUCACAGAAUAUAUUAUGAGUGGAGUGUCAGAGGAAGAAAAUGAAAUUUACUUAGAAUUUGAUGUUUCCAUGUUUGCCAGAAGUUUAAAUAGUUUAAGGAUAAUGGCAAAAAGUGUCAAAAUUAAAUUGACAAACAAACGGCAACCUUGUCUCACAUUUGAUAUUGACUUAUCUUCCAUGGCUAUUGACUCACGACAGUGUAUACAUGAUGUACCAGUGAGGCUUAUACCACGCAGAGAAUGGAUAGAACAUAAAAUGCCAGAUGUUCCUGAAUUUGAUAUAUCGAUAGAAAUACCACACUUGAAGUAUUUGCGGUGUAUUAUAGAUAGAAUGAAAAAUAUGAGUUCACAACUAAUAAUAACUGCUAAUAAAAAUGGUACAAUGAUAUUAAAAAUUGAAGUGGACUAUGCUACUGUGUCCACUCACUUUAAAGGAUUGCAAGUUUGGAAAAGCAAAGAAGAACAGGAAUCUAAUGAUAUCUCUGCAACUGUGAACAUAAAGAAACUUGCAAUGUUUCUUGGUUGGGACAUUCUCCAUCCAGAUAGUGUUAAGUGUAACAUAUUGCAGGAGAAGAUGAUAAAACUGACUUUAGAUGUAGGAGAAUAUGUUAAAAUUCAUUAUUUUAUACCAGCCAUUGCUUCCUGAGUAAUAAAAAGAAAUUUGUAUUAA